AUGUCCUCCUCUAUCCACAUCGACGAAGCCACUGGCUCAGACACAUCUGGGACUGGUACCACAGACCAGCCAUACCAGUCGCUCGGAUUCGCUCUAUUCAAGCAUGGCGCAUCAGCAUCGUUUCUAACACGCAAAGAUGCCUCUGCUACAUUCGAGGAGCCCACCCAAUCGUCCGUUAAAAAGGCUAAGAAGACCGCUGAAGGCUUAGAGAAGAAGGCAAAGAAAGCAGAGGAGUUGGAGCGCAAAGAGGCGGAAGAAAGGGAGAAACGCCAACAAGUUCUUGAACAGAGCAAGAGCAUCGUGCUUGUCGAAGAUGCCACUCUUCCUAAAGCUGUCAAGGCAAAAAUUGUGCAUCUCGAGCCAUUGCGGGGACAACGAGUACGAGUAUUCGGCUGGGUUCACCGUCUGCGUUCACAAAAAGGGCUUAUUUUCAUCGACCUCCGUGACGGUACUGGCUACCUCCAAUCCUUGCUCUCUGGCCUUUCGGCAAAUCACACCUAUUCCCAGAUCCAAACAUACGAAGCCCUGACACUCUCGGUCGAAUCGACGGUUGAACUUGUGGGUACGCUUCAAGCUGUCCCGGAAGGAAAGACAGCGCCAGGCGGACAUGAGUUAAUCGUUGACUUCUGGCGUCUCGUGGGCGGCUCUCCCAGCGGCGAGGACUCUUUCUCGACCCGAGUUAACGAACACUCCGACCCUUCGAUUAAGGCUGAUUUGCGCCAUCUUGUCAUCCGUGGCGAGACAGCCUCCAGCGUCCUCCGUUUACGCGCUGCGAUGCUGAGCGCGUUCCGCAAAGUAUAUGCAAACCACAACAUCUUGGAGGUUACACCACCGUGCCUGGUACAGACCCAGGUAGAAGGUGGUGCAACGCUUUUCAAGCUCGACUACUAUGGCCAAGCAGCUUUCCUUACUCAAAGUUCGCAACUGUACUUAGAGACAUGUCUUCCUAGUCUUGGAGAUGUGUUUUGUGUGCAAGAAAGUUUCCGUGCGGAGAACAGCCACACACGUCGACAUUUGAGCGAAUACACGCAUAUGGAGGCCGAGCUAGCGUUCAUCGACUUCAAUGACUUGAUGACCCAUCUUGAAACCAUUAUUUGCGAAACAGUAGAUAUAUUGCUCGCAGAGCCAGCUUCUGCUGCACUGAUCAAACAACUCAACCCUGACUUCCAAGCUCCAAGCCGCCCAUUUAUGCGCAUGUCAUACGAAGACGCUAUUGCUUGGCUGGUGUCGCAUGGAAUUCAGCACGCUGCCGAAGACGCCGAUGGAAACACCAUUCUUGAUGCCAACGGCGCUCCCAAAAUGGUCGACCAUGUCGUCGGUGACGAUAUUGCUGAAGCCGCAGAACGACAAAUGACCGAUAUUAUUGGCAAACCCAUCUUCUUGCACGGCUUCCCCGCCGAACUCAAAGCUUUCUACAUGCGUAAAAUUCCGGGCAAGGACGGUACCCCUGGCAAGUUUACGGAGAGCUGCGAUUUAUUGAUGCCCAACGUUGGAGAAAUUGUUGGUGGCUCAAUGAGGAUCGACGAUAUAGACGAAUUAGUGGCUGCCUAUGGACGCGAAGGAAUUCCCACGGAGCCCUACUAUUGGUUUACGGAUCAACGCAAAUAUGGGACCUGCCCACACGGUGGAUAUGGACUUGGUGUUGAGCGUUUCCUUGCGUGGCUUGCGAACCGUUAUACUGUUCGCGACUGCUCGUUAUACCCUAGAUGGCCCGGACGUGCCACGCCUUGA
Mycena indigotica is the source of this 1731-nucleotide messenger RNA. Its product is annotated as AA-TRNA-LIGASE-II domain-containing protein. Bases 1 to 1731 code for a protein of 576 amino acids. Gene Ontology annotation, cellular component: cytoplasm. The transcript is spliced from 8 exons. NCBI's taxonomy places the organism in Eukaryota, Fungi, Basidiomycota, Agaricomycetes, Agaricales, Mycenaceae. The record is from RefSeq and is a predicted model, not a curated record. Gene Ontology annotation, molecular function: nucleic acid binding; asparagine-tRNA ligase activity; ATP binding. Gene Ontology annotation, biological process: asparaginyl-tRNA aminoacylation.